Parathielavia appendiculata is the source of this 639-nucleotide messenger RNA. RefSeq lists its product as uncharacterized. The transcript has 2 exons. The annotation marks the transcript as partial. NCBI's taxonomy places the organism in Eukaryota, Fungi, Ascomycota, Sordariomycetes, Sordariales, Chaetomiaceae. The record is from RefSeq and is a predicted model, not a curated record.
AUGUCCAACACGCCCACGUCCAAGAAAAACGAGCUCUCCUUCGGCGUCGAGGUCGAGUUUCUCUUCUACUUCAAAGUCGCCCGCCUGCUCAACGACGAGCUUCGUGACGCCGAUGCCUCUGUCUCCGAAACCCCUCUUCCCAGCAGCGGCCAAGACGAGGAGCACACGCCACGGUUCUGGGCCACCAAGGUCAUCACCGAAGCCAUCAUGAGCGUGCCCGGCGCCAAGAUGGAGGGCCAGGCCAUGCCCAAGGACACGCCGGACAGGUACCGGGCCAUGUACCUCGCGGGCAAGGGGUUCCGGUUGCGGGUGAAUCUUCGGACGGGGCUCCACUGUCACGUCGGAGCCGGGGCGCAACCGGUGACGGAGCGACGGAGGACGGACACGCCGAAACCGUCGGGGUGGAGCGCGGAGAGGGAGAGGGAACUGAUGAUGCAGUUUGACAAGGACGAUACUUGCGGGCGCAAGCAACCCCCGAAUUCCUUCAAGCGGGCUGCGGCGCUCAUGUGGGCAGCAGAUGGGUUCAUGUGCCAUGCCCAUCCGCCCGAGCGCGGGUUUAGUUACUACGCACCGCCGAUCCGGCUUUGUUCUAGGCUGGCCCAUGGUCUUGGGGUGCGCCUGGUCCAGGAUGAGUUCGGG